CCCUCAAGUCAUUGAUUGGUUACUGCCUGGUAAAGCAGUAGAAACCGAGAGAGCUGAAAAGCAGGAAGUAGUGUUCUGGCUAUUAUGUUAGGUAUGUUGUUGGUGGAGAGAAGAGUACAUCUGGAAUAAAGAAGUUAAAAUAAAUCAUAUUUCAUUGAUUAUCUAUUCUGUGCCUUGUGUGUGUACUUUCUACUACAGGUAGGGAAUUUCUUAUUCAGAAUGCUUGGGACCUGGGGCUUUCCAGAUAAGGGAUUUUCCUGUUCCUUUCACAUGGCAGUGGGCACACAAAGGGUUAAUCCCUCCUGCCGUGAGAAAGGCACAGGAAGUGACGAAUAAAAGGACUUCCCCCAGCUCUGGCGCCCAUUCUUUUUCUUCCUGUCAUGCAAUACCCCCACAAUGUACCAGCAGAGCCGCUCUCCUCUGUUUGAAGCUCCUCUGGCCGAGAUACAGGUUCUCAUGUGAGCCGCAGGAGAAGCCGGCGGGCUUAUGGCCAUCCGUUGCCUGCAGCGCUGUAAGUCGCAAUGCCGAUCUUCAGACGGCGCAUGUGCAAUAAGACGCUGAUGCGCCCUAUGACGUCACGCCUAACCCGGAAGCACUACUGCGCAUGUGCGCACUUCCUGGUAAGAUUUAAAGGGACGGGAGGCGUGGUAUAGACAAACAUUUCAACCAUUUUAUGCUGUUUUUUGUCUGGCGUCUUACUGCUGUUAAAAAGAAGCAGAGUGCUUGAAGUAGUGCAUUGCUGGUCCCAGGUGCUGUCUGUAAUGAGUCACAGGCGUUCACACUCAGGCUCAAGGGGGUAAGCAUUAUCUAAGGAGCUUUUGGGACAGACUUUUCAAGAAGUAAGUAACUUUACUCCUUUUUAUUUAUAGGAGCCCAAAACAGGAAAAUCAGCCAGAAAGAUGUAAAAGUUCCAGACGGGAGUGUAUAGCAUGUGGUGAACCAGCCAUGCUGGAUAAAAGGCUGUGCAAAAAAUGCCUAAUGGAGGCUAGCAAUCCUCCCAUGGAACAACUGAAUAACAUGAUGGACUGGAUGCAAUCCACCUUCAAGCAAUCCAUGGCUACUAUGGUAGAUGAAGUCACGGGUAAAGUAAUGCAUAAUCUGAGUAAACAAGGAUGCAUUCCUGCUGCCAGUGCAAGGCUGGGGAGCACAUUGCAGGAGACAAACGUUCCAAGGAAUUUGGUCCAAGGAAGACAGCAGAAAGAGCUCCAACUGGAGAGAAUUGAAAGCAGUCCUACUAAGCCUGAUAAGAUUCCACGAAAUAGUCAGAGGAAAAGAAGUCCAGAUAAAGUCAGACAAUCUUACCGUGGUCAAUUACAUAAACAAGCAAGGGGGCACCAAAUCAAAAACCUUAUUGACCACGACCAUAGCUAUUUUUUCGUGGGCGGAAGAGAACCUAAUAGGUCUGUCGGCCUGUUACAUACCGGGAGUCCAGAACUGCCUAGCAGAUCAGCUCAGCAGGAAAUUCCCGACAGUGGGAGAAUGGGAACUCAGUCAAGAAAUGUUCAAUCUGAUCAAAAACAAGUGGGGUCCCUUCUCCAUAGACCUGAUGGAAACAUCUCAGAACAAGAAGAUCGCGACAUUUUGUUCUUGGGGAAAGAACAGUCAAACGAAAUUUUGGGAUGCCUUUUCCUUCCCAUGGAAAUUUCGAAUGGCUUACAUCUUUCCACCUCUAGCUGUGAUUCCGAAAGUCCUCAAGAAAAUCAGGACAGACAAGGCAAAUGUGGUCAUUGUGACACCUUGGUGGCCCAGAAGAGCUUGGUUUCCGACACUGAUGGAGCUCAAACAGGAAGAGCCAUUCCACCUUCCAAUAGUUCCAACUAUUCUCCACCAGGGAAUGGUGUUACAUCUGAACCCAGGCCGUUGGGCCUUAGCAGCCUGGAAACUGAAAGGCUAAAGCUUAAUCGGUUGGGAUUAUCAGACUCCACAGUAUCUACCAUAUUAGCUUCAAAGAAAAAAUCGACACACAAAGUACGCCAGAACUUGGGAGGUCUUUAUUGAUUGGUGCAAAGCAAGAGGUCAUGACCCUCUCAGAAUAUCUGAAGUCACCAUCAUAGAAUUUCUACAAGCAGGCAUAGAACGCAAUUUAAGUAUUUCUACGCUUAAAGGACAGGUGACGGCGAU
Molecule: messenger RNA, 2121 nt
Organism: Xenopus laevis (African clawed frog)
Lineage: Eukaryota; Metazoa; Chordata; Amphibia; Anura; Pipidae
Exons: 2
Coding region: 946-1998 (350 amino acids)
Source: RefSeq, a predicted model, not a curated record